This is a messenger RNA of Anopheles coustani, 1611 nucleotides long. RefSeq names its product cytochrome P450 4c3-like. The record is from RefSeq and is a predicted model, not a curated record. NCBI's taxonomy places the organism in Eukaryota, Metazoa, Arthropoda, Insecta, Diptera, Culicidae. Gene Ontology annotation, molecular function: heme binding; iron ion binding; monooxygenase activity. The transcript is spliced from 5 exons. The coding region runs from base 1 to 1611 and encodes 536 amino acids.
AUGUCUCUUCUAAGUGAUCCGAUGGGCGACGGGCUGCUGGUGCCAGAGCUCGUGACCCGUGCGCCCCGCUGGGCAGGUCCCGGCACGCUGGGCAACCUGCUGUUGCUGCUAGGCAUUACGUUCGUGUUGUGCUGCGCUGCGGUGUAUAGGGAGCGCUAUCGACGCCUGGUGCGCCACAUCGAUCGCAUACCCGGCCCAGCCACCGUCCCAAUCGUGGGCAACGCACUGCAGAUCAACGCCGACCGGGAAGAGCUGUUCAAUCGCAUCAUCGCCUCGCGGAAGCUGUACGGGCGACAUCAGGGCAUCAGCCGCAUUUGGAACGGGCUGACGCCAUACGUGCUCAUCUCGAAGGCACAGGUCGUCGAGAAAAUUCUCAGCAGCACCAGGAACAUCGAGAAGGGCCGCGACUACGAGUUCCUGCAGCCGUGGCUCGGCACCGGCCUGCUGACGAGUUCGGCCGGCAAAUGGCAGCACCGACGGAAGAUUCUGACACCCGCCUUCCACUUCCGCAUCCUAUCCGAUUUCGUCGGUGUGUUCAACCAGCAGGCGAGCGUACUGGUCGACAAACUUCGCGGUGAGCUAGGAAACGAGGCUGGCUUCGAUUGCGUACGCUAUAUCACACUUUGCUCACUCGAUAUUAUCUGUGAGACUGCGAUGGGUUGCCCGGUAUAUGCGCAGCACCAGUCCGACUCGGAGUAUGUAAAGGCUCACGAAAAAAUCGGCGAAAUCAUGUUGAAUCGGUUGCAGAAGCUGUGGCUGCAUCCGGAUGCCGUCUUCCGGUGCACGGGCCAGUACCGGGAGCAGCGUCGAUGUCUGGACAUCCUGCACGGCUUCUCCUACCGCAUGAUAGGCGAGCGGCGCGCAAUGAUCCAAGCGUCGAAGGGCACCGACCCGUUCUACGACGACGGUCUGGCAGGCACACGGAAGCAGCUCGCCUUCCUGGAUCUGCUGAUCGAGGCGUCGGACGGCGGUCGUGUACUCUCCGAUGCUGACAUCCGCGAAGAGGUGGAUACCUUUAUACUGGGCGGGCACGACACGACCUCUACGGCGAUCUCUUGGACGUUGUUCCUGCUUGGGACGGAACCGUCAGUGCAAGAGCGUGCCAUAGCGGAGAUCGACGCGGUGAUGGGCGGUGACCGGGAGCGAUGGCCGACGAUGCGCGAGCUGGCCGAGAUGCGCUACCUGGAGGCGUGCGUGAAGGAAGCACUGAGGCUCUACCCGAGCAUUCCGGUCAUUGGCAGGCGGCUCACCGAGGACGUCCAGCUGGACGAGUACCUCCUGCCGGCCGGCACCAAUGCCGUCAUCGUCGUGUACCAGCUGCACCGCGAUCCGGCCAUAUUCCCCAACCCGGACAAGUUCAACCCGGACCAUUUCCUUCCCUCGGCCGGGGCAGCUACCCGGCACCCGUUCGCCUACAUCCCGUUCAGUGCCGGGCCGCGCAACUGUAUCGGCCAGAAGUUCGGCGCACUCGAGGUCAAAGCCGUCCUCGUAGCCGUCCUACGUCAGUUCCGCGUGGAGGCCGUCCAUCGCCGCGAGGAUCUCACACUCUACGGGGAGCUGGUACUCCGGUCGAAGGAUGGACUCAAGGUACGCAUUAAGAAGCGAGAAUAA